Messenger RNA from Besnoitia besnoiti, 1281 nucleotides. RefSeq lists its product as uncharacterized. The record is from RefSeq and is a predicted model, not a curated record. Gene Ontology annotation, cellular component: membrane. The coding region runs from base 1 to 1281 and encodes 426 amino acids. The transcript has a single exon. Lineage: Eukaryota; Apicomplexa; Conoidasida; Eucoccidiorida; Sarcocystidae.
AUGAUUUCUGGAAGUGAUAGUCGUGUCAGAUUUUCGAGGCUGGCACGGUCUCCGCCCCCGCCAACGGCAGCUGGCUCUGUUGGGCCCGCAGGACUGAGCGUGAGUGAUCCAGGCGCUCAGUCCGUAGCGCCUGAUGUAUCUGUGGUUCCCUCGUCACGGAGUGCUCGAGGUACAAAGCACAAUGACAAUCCAGAUGGCCAACCAGUUGAUUUCGCUGCCCGAUCCUACGGGGGAAUUUCAGCAGGGCUAAGCACAGCCGCGACACUUGCCCCAGCGCCCGCAACAGCGGACUCUUUCAUUGAAGAAGGGACUCCCAUAUCUGCUUCUUCAGCAGACCAGCCGGUGGAUCCCAUUCCGUUAGCAGUCAUUGCAUCCGGCGGAGAAGACGUGGAAAACCGCGAUGGCGCAUUCGAGGCACGGGUGACUCUGCCGGAGUCUGCGUUGUUGACAGACACAAGAGCGACCUAUCGUUUCUCCGACUUCAGAGGGGGGGGCUUUCCUUCCGUGGCAUCGGCGUUGGCAGCGGCAGGUGGCCAUUUGGCGUCGUAUCCGCGCUUGUCUGAUCGUGAAGAAUGCCUUCUGGCCCCGGGAAGCUUCAGCUUUUCUCUUCAGCAGGUUCUCGCCGCUGCCGCCCUCGCUGCGGUGACGCUGAAGUAUGUAUUCAGAGAGAAGCCGAAGCGACCUCUAGCGACGUUUUGCUUUGACUUUGCAAAACUUGUCGUUGGGGCCAUUCUGUCGCAACUCAUGGUUUUUCGUUUCUCCACUAUCGUCUCUCACUUCCAUUUGACAUGGAUUCACGAAGAAGUGGACGCCUGCGAUUGGUACUUCGUCAGCCAGAUCGCUGACUCCAGUCUUGGCAUUUGGGCGGUCGUCAAGAUGCUCCGGGCAAGCGAGUAUAGAUUCGCGUAUGAAUCCGGGCAGUACAGUUAUAGGCCUGGGGGGAGACCAGCAUUCAAGCUCUUUCUUGGCCAACUUUUCGUGUUCAUCUGGAUAAUCCUCGUGGGAAAAUUGCUCAUGCUCGUAAUGCUCGGUAUUCUGUCAAAGCCUCUUUCUGCUGCGGCGUACGCUGUGUUGUCUCCACUUCACCACGGGGACGCCGACCACAGAUUUUUCAUCAUCAUGGUCAUAGUCCCCGUUGUAACCAACCUCUUUCAGUAUACCACUAUCGACUCGAUCAUCAAAUAUAGAAGAAAGCAUCUCACGAAGGAGGAACGAGCCAUUUGCGAGCUGUACACCCACUCACAUAGUGCAGGAGCUGUCAUGGCUUCUGACGACCUUUAA